AUGGUAUUUGACCAAGCCGGAGGACCAGCCUACUUCUUGUACGACAAACUGAGUGCUGAUGAGAAGGCUCGUGCCGAAACCCUAAAGAAUGCCGGUCGAAAAGUGAAGAGACUCGAGGCCAAACAAUUGUUGACCGACUUCGUCAAGACUUUGUCUCCAAACCUUCAGGUGGGUUGGGAGAAUAAUUAAGAAUGGCAUUAAUUAGGCUAGAGGUCAAAAAGUGUAUGGAACUGUAUGUUUUUGACACAAAUUUGAGGGUCUGUUCAAAAAGUUUGUAGGCGACCAAUUUUUAGUUUUUUGGUCGAAAAGUUUGUGGAUUUUUUCGUUUUUUGGUUGAAAAUUUGAAAAUUGAGGCCUUGUUCGAAAAGUUUAUGGAAAAUUUGUUUGUUUGAUUAGGUUUUUAAAAAACCAAGUUUUGAGCCAAAAAUUAGAUACAAAUUGAUGUUUUUUACUUGCAAUCGAGAACAUGGUCACAAAGUUUAUGGAACUUUUUCUUUUCAUGGAAAAGUGAGGCACUGGUCAAAAAAUUGAUCGAAAUUAAUGUUUUUGACUGACAAUUGAGGUCCCGGUGAAAAAGUUUAAAGAAAAAACAACUUAUAGUUUGUCCGGUCAAAAAGUUUAUGGAAUUUGACGUUUUUUUACUGAAAAAUCAGAGCUUAGUCAAAAAGUUUGUAGAAAAAGCUAUCUUUGGUUUUUUGGUAAAAAAUUUCGCAGAUUUGAGAACAAAUUUGAAUCUUCUAUGAACUUUUAGACCGGUCUUUUUGCUUCUAAUCAAUUUAUGGCCAAGUCUGUAAAUUAUACAAACUUUUUGACCGAUAUUUAGUUUUGAAAUCUUUUGGAUUUUUGUUUAACUGUCCACAAACACCAAUUUUUUCUCUAAUCAUCGUCUCAUACCUUUUUAAAGUCAAUACUCACACCUUUACAAAAUCAAUAUUUGCAGGCCAUCGCGAAAGAGCAACGUGAAAUAUACGAGAAGCGACGUGACGAAAGCGUGAACAAGAUCAAGACAUUGAGCGCGGGCGCUCAAUCCCUCUACAAUGAGGUCAAGAAGCUGGACAAUGGCUCGAUGGACGCUGAGACUGAGCACGCCAAGAUCAAGGCAUUGGUAAUGGCAGCUCCGGCUGGUGUUCGUGAUGAGCUCAAAGCUAACAAUAUUGUACUACCUGGUGUACCAGUAGUCUACUAG
Bursaphelenchus okinawaensis is the source of this 1186-nucleotide messenger RNA. NCBI's taxonomy places the organism in Eukaryota, Metazoa, Nematoda, Chromadorea, Rhabditida, Aphelenchoididae. The record is from the annotation of a GenBank genome assembly.